Molecule: messenger RNA, 1075 nt
Organism: Jaminaea rosea
Lineage: Eukaryota; Fungi; Basidiomycota; Exobasidiomycetes; Microstromatales
Exons: 7
Coding region: 1-786 (261 amino acids)
Source: RefSeq, a predicted model, not a curated record
AUGAUGCAGCUCAUCCGCUUCUCCCUCGCCUCUAGUGCGCUCGUGGCGCUCGCUAGCUUGUCCACCAUCAAGAUCGUCGAGGCUCUACCCACUAACGUGAGACUCACGCGCAGCUUCGCGCGAGACGUGCAGCUGACGACUGAUGCUCUGAUCCUUGGCAAGAACACCGAGCUGGGCGGACGCAUGCGCGCUGCGGAUGAUAAGCUCGAGCAACUCAUGAUACGCGCGUCCAGAACGAUCGAAGGGGGGCAAGGUGGUCAAGUCGACAAGAGGCAGCCCGUGACGGACUCGUCCUUCUCGGACAUCGUGCUGCGCGAUAUCGCUGCGUCGAAGACCGUCAGCGUGAAUUCCCGUCUGCUUGGCCCAUGCUCGAACUGCGCCUGCGGCAUAAAUUGUCCCUCGACUUGCUGUGGCCUCAAGGAGGUGCGAACGGAGCCAGUGGGGCACUUGGCUACGUUUCGCGAGCAAAGUGACAUGCCUUCCGCCAAGAGAGAGAUCGAUGGAAGCCAAGGUAGUCAGCUCAUUGAAAGGCAGGUCACGACGGACACGAUGUCCAAGGGCCUUGUCAUACUGCGCGAUAUCAAUCCGUGUCACUCGUGCGACUGCCAAACUGGCUGUCCUGCGGGUUGCUGUGGCCUCGACAAGGUAGGGAUGCAGACAGGGAGACAGUGGUCCAAUAGGAAGGUUGGUACGGGCGAAGGAGGCCGAACCAUAGAGAGGAAGCUCGAGAUCGACGCACCGGCCGAGGGCAUUGAAAUACGCGCUGAGGGGGGCGAUGACCACUGAGCUGAUCAAAGCACAAGUCCCAAUAGAUCAAUGGCGAUUGCAGUGGCCCUAAAUCUCUAGCUCUCUAGCUUCUAAGUCCUCGAGACGUCUCCAGUUAGUCUUUUUGAAUCGAUACAGUCAAUCCAGAAAUUUAACGUGGUGUGGUCGAGAAGGAGGUGCGGGGAUGGAUGGUUGAUUUUGCUCACAGAUGCGAGUCGCGAUAGGCGCCAAUGGUCGUAAAGCCUCGCCUCAAAGCGGUGAACGAUGGUGAUGAUUGAAUUUGAGCUUGCCACGCAUUUCGUGAGGUUGG